Messenger RNA from Populus euphratica (Euphrates poplar), 1604 nucleotides. Its product is annotated as serpin-ZX-like. Bases 230 to 1405 code for a protein of 391 amino acids. The transcript has 4 exons. The record is from RefSeq and is a predicted model, not a curated record. Lineage: Eukaryota; Viridiplantae; Streptophyta; Magnoliopsida; Malpighiales; Salicaceae. Gene Ontology annotation, molecular function: serine-type endopeptidase inhibitor activity.
UCGUCGCUCGAUGAAGACACGUGUUGUGGCUCCUAUAAAGAGAACAGAAGAAUCCACCACCGUCCUCGGAUUUAGAAUUUGCUUGACUUUGAAAAGCUAGCAUUUAAUGGUUUUCUUAAUGAGAAAGGAACGAACCAUCCUUCGUUGAACUGAGGAGAGAGAUUACAAGAACUGUAUCUUUUCACCCUGCAACGCUCAAUUCCACGCACAAGUAACACAGCCAAACCCAAUGGAUCUCCGUGAAUCGAUCAGGAACCAAACCGACGUAGCAUUGAGCCUCUCCAAGCAAAUUCUCGUAACCGAAUCCAACAACUCCAACUUGGUGUUCUCGCCGCUGUCAAUUGAGGUGCUGCUCAGUCUCAUCGCCUCCGGGUCCAAGGGCAGCACACUUGAGCAGUUGCUCUCCUUCCUCAAGUCCAAGUCCAGCGAUCACCUCAGCUCCUUCUCCUCUCAGUUAUUGGCGGUUGUUCUCACCGACGGGAGCGCCAGUGGUGGGCCACGACUGAAGUUCGCCAAUGGCGUUUGGGUGGAUAAGUCACUCUCUCUUAAGCCUUCUUUCACGCAGGUUGUGGGCAGUAACUAUAAGGCUGCGACUAAUCAAGUUGAUUUCCAAACCAAGGCUGUUGAAGUGACCAAUGAAGUUAACACUUGGGCUGAAAAUGAGACCAAUGGCCUUAUCAAAGAGGUUUUGCCUUCUGGGUCAGUUGAUAGAACGACAAGGCUCAUCUUAACAAAUGCACUCUAUUUCAAAGGAGCUUGGAAUGAAAAGUUUGAUGCAUCAACCACAAAAGAUGAUGAUUUCUACCUGUUGAAGGGGGGCUCGGUUCGUGUGCCGUUUAUGACUAGCAAGAAGAAGCAAUUUGUAUGUGACUAUGAUGGUUUUAAAGUCUUAGCUCUUCCUUAUAAACAAGGGGAAGAUAAACGCAAGUUCUCUAUGUACUUGUACCUUCCAGAUGCUAAAGAUGGGCUGCAAGCUUUGGUUGAGAGAAUGGCUUCUGAAUCUGGAUUCUUAGAUCGCCACCUUCCACCAAAACAAGUAAAAGUGGAUGAAUUUAGGAUCCCGAGGUUCAAGAUUUCCUUUGGGUUUGAAGCUUCCAACGCUCUAAAGGGACUAGGAUUGGUGUCGCCUUUCUCUAAUGAAGCAGACUUGACUGAGAUGGUAGACUCUUCUGCAGGGCAGGGCCUGUGUGUUUCAAGCAUAUUCCAUAAAUCAUUUAUUGAAGUGAAUGAAGAAGGCACAGAAGCUGCGGCUGCUUCAGCUGGUGUUAUAGCAUUGAGAGGUAUUGACUUUCCCACUAAGAUAGACUUUGUAGCUGACCAUUCAUUCCUGUUCACCAUUAACAAAACAGGGUGCAACGACGUUGCUGAUUUUGCCCAAGUGCUCGAGCCACCGCAGGCAGAUUAAAAUCUUUCUGCAGCGCGUUUAAGUACAUCAAGCUAACUGACAGGUGGAAUUUUACAUGUAUUCAGUCAUUUAUACAUAUUCAGACAUACAUGACCCAGGCAUGCAAGCUAGUUUGGUUGUGACAGUAAGAUCGAUGCGCCAAAAACCUUAUAAAGCUACUGUACAUAAGAUCAAGUAAAUGGAAUUUAAAAAUCCUGCA